GCAGUCUAUUAAAGGGACUAUGACACCUGCUUCCCUCCGGUUGAUGGCGAGUAGGAGGGCCUGUCCCUGCCCAGACGAGAGGUGUUUCAUAUUGCACAUCACCCAUGCUUUAGGGGAAAGUACACUAGAGCACUCCUCUUGGACAUCUGCUGAGAAACUCUAAACAGGAACACACUCACUGACACAAACACAAAGCCAUCGUACAGGAAGCUUGACACACUCUGAGGUUUGUGUACGGGCCAACCAGAAGACGAGAGGUGGAGGCCACGCUCAUUCGACAUCAUCGAUCCCAACCUCACCAGUGUUUUCGCCUCAGUUCGCUCACUCUUCUCCUGCACUGAGGCUGUCGGGCAUCAUGUCUCUAUCUGCCGAGUACUGCAGUGAUAAUACGGGUGACAGGGGUGGCGGUGGUGGAGCUCUGGCCCAUCAGAGGAAGAUGAUACGGGGAUUGCUGGUUUGGGCCACCCUGCUCACUCUAGGCCUGGCUGCGUCAAUAACGCUGCACUUCAUUGAAAGAAAACCACCGGCUCCUGAAAAACUGCAGGAUCAAAGAAUCCCCACCCAACAGCCAAAAGUCAUGGACAUGAAUCUAAUUACAUUUUCACCAAACUACUUGUUUACAGGGGAUGGAAGAGACAUGGUUGAAAAACUCCAGUGGAAGACCGUGAGUCCUUCUGGCUUCAUUGAGGGAGAUAAAGAGUUGAGGGUGAAGGACGAAGGCCGAUAUUUCCUGUACCUGCAGGUUACCCUUAACCCUCAAAUGACAAAAAACUAUACAAUAACUGUGGACUCAAACAAUCGAAAAACCAUUUUAAAAGGUCUCAUCAAUAAACCAAAACUCUCAACUGGUUUCAUGGGUGUAGGGAUUUCCAUGAAUAGAGGAGAAACCUUAACUGUGAUCUGCGAACCUGCAGCCAAAAUCUCGGACUCUCCCACUGAAACCUACCUGGGUGUGAUCAAGCUUCAUUAAAUCUGAAUGGAUCUGAAAUGGAUCUGUGACAGUAUGAAUGUGGACUCACUCCGCAGAGUGCUGAAACGCACUGAUCUGCUGGGUUUUGAAGUACACUGGAGGCAGUGUACGACAUGUUUGAUUUGGUAAGAAAUGUAUAACUUUUUUCUAUUUAUUUCUUAAAGUGACAUCUCCAAAGCUCUCUGCCUUUAUUGCACUAUAUUUAAGCUUUUCUCCACUCGAUGGAUGAUGUGUUACUGCAAAGCUGAAUUCUGAUUGUUAUUACCAAUAUAAAAUUGGGACCCUAUUGAUGCACUUUGUAAAUAAAUAUAUUUGUGUGCAAUUGACCCUUCGCUAAGGCCCUGAACUGCUCCAUAUGUUUCUACAACAUACUCACUUUGGUAUUGUGAACCCUUUUAUUUAUUGUCCACACUACAAAACCUGAAUCAAUAGAAAAAAUGAGAUAAAGUUAGUAACAUUCAUUUAGGUCUUCUUACUGAUGUUGUACAUUUAAGGUCAACUCAUCAUUUAAUCUUUCAAUAUUUAAAGAGAAAGGGGGAUUUGUUUUCUCUCUUGUUAUCUUUUGUCACUAUUAUAAGCUCCUCAACAACAAUAUUUCUGGAUUAUUUAUGUAAAAUCACAUUUAAAACUAGUCAAACACACAGAAUCUUCAUACACUGAAUAGAGCGGGGUUAAAGGGUCAAGUGCAGACAAAGACGAAUAUCAGAAUACCUCCCUUUAAUUAACACAUACUACACUCACUUAAUAUGGCAAUAUGGCUACUAUGCUAUUUCAAAUUUAGCCUGAAGUUUUCGCCAACUAUAAUGUCAUUGGUCAGGUGGCGUAUCAAGAGAGCCAAGCCACUGAAAGUAUGGAUAUCUGUAAUUGUAUUAUGUGUAUGUGUGCUUUCUUUUUUUUUUUUUUUAAUUUUAUAUCAUAUUUAUCUGUAUUUAUGGCUGUUGGUUACACAGUAGCAACAAAGUGUUUCCUUAGAUACUUAAAAUGUAUGAUUUAGAGAACAAAUAUAAAGAAACCAAUAAGUCCAACACAAUCUCAUGGCAAUUCAUAACUAUUUUACGUUUUGGUGAAUCUCAUUUGUACGAUCUGUAACAUUACGAUUUCCUGUGAGAUCAGGUUGAUAAGUCAUUGGUUUAGAUAACAAAUUUUAAAUGAAGAAGCAAUUCUUUAAACAAAUACAUCCGUUCGUGCAAAAUAUUUCUCUUAAAUUUUCACCAGAUGAUAGUGAAUGAUAGUGUACUGAUUUAAAACAGAUAUACAGUUCAAAAUGAAGACUUUAAUGAAGAAAGGUGACACUUUAUGAUUGCUGAAUGCGACUGGAUCAUGAUCAUAGUUGUGAACAGUGAUCACCAUUAUGGUGAACAAUGCCUGUGGUUACUAAGACCCUGGUAUGAAACUGAGGAGUGACAUCAUACAUCACCUUGACAACAGCUGUUUAAAAGUUAUGCCAAAAAAUGGCUCAGAAAAGUUACAUAAAUUAAAUUAAGUCAUAUGUCAUGAAAAAGGACAUUUCAUGUAUAAAAUAUACAGUAUCCUCUGGCUGGAAUCCAAGGAUCUAAUGUUAUGACAUUUUAAAGUGACUUGAGUCACUUUUUGGGGCUAAAUUAAUGUUUUGUUUUGUAAUAUUACUCAAUGUCUUAAGAUAUCCUUUCAAAUAAAGUUACUCAUUUUGUGUAGGUUUGUGCGUAUAUUUUAUCACAGAUAUAUCUGACAAAAAAGCCUACAGUUGUAAGACAAUUAUUUGAAUAAACAACUACCUACUUCC
Messenger RNA from Megalobrama amblycephala (Wuchang bream), 2732 nucleotides. It is a transcript of the gene tnfsf18, whose product is annotated as TNF superfamily member 18. Gene Ontology annotation, molecular function: tumor necrosis factor receptor binding. The record is from RefSeq and is a predicted model, not a curated record. The transcript is spliced from 3 exons. Gene Ontology annotation, biological process: tumor necrosis factor-mediated signaling pathway; immune response; T cell proliferation involved in immune response. Gene Ontology annotation, cellular component: membrane. Lineage: Eukaryota; Metazoa; Chordata; Actinopteri; Cypriniformes; Xenocyprididae. The coding region runs from base 356 to 970 and encodes 204 amino acids.